AUGAAGCCCCUUCUGCUGCUGGCAUUGAUCGUGGUCUCUGGCUUGCCUCAAAUCUAUGGCGAUUUGCUGCAAUUCUCAAGGAUGAUCAAGAGCAAGACAGGAAAGAACGCACUUUUAAGUUAUGGUGCCUACGGUUGUCACUGUGGCAAGGGUGGCAGAGGAACCCCCAAGGAUGCAACAGAUUGGUGCUGUGCCAGGCACGACUGUUGCUACAAAAAUCUGAAAAAACUUAGCUGUGGCACAAAAUUGCUGAAGUAUGAUUAUACCAUAGCAGGGAGCUCAAUCACCUGCAAAGCAAACCAGAGCUCCUGUCAGAAGCAGCUGUGUGAAUGCGAUAAAGCUGCUGCCUCCUGCUUUGCACAAAACCUGAAGAGCUACAAGAAAAUAUACCAGACCUAUCCCAAUUUGAUGUGCCGUGGGAAGACCCCCAGUUGCUGAGAAGCCCAAUUUCUCGGAGCUCUUGCCACCCCGUGCUGAGUCCCCAUCUCCCACUCUUUUUGUCCCUCC
Molecule: messenger RNA, 507 nt
Organism: Fukomys damarensis (Damara mole-rat)
Lineage: Eukaryota; Metazoa; Chordata; Mammalia; Rodentia; Bathyergidae
Product: phospholipase A2, membrane associated
Exons: 4
Coding region: 1-438 (145 amino acids)
Biological process (GO): arachidonate secretion; negative regulation of T cell proliferation; lipid catabolic process
Molecular function (GO): calcium ion binding; phospholipid binding
Source: RefSeq, a predicted model, not a curated record